AUGAAGUUCAUUAUGACACUGGGGUCGUAUAUUAUCCCGCUGGCGACGGUCUACUUGGCCGAGUAUACCAUGCAGACGGGAGUGUGGUCGGCCAUCGGGUUCCCAGUGGAGAGCAAGGACGCGCACGCGAGCUUCUACUCGGCCGCGGGCUUGGCCUACCAAGCGGGGGUGUUCAUCUCGAGGUCCUCCGGCGUGCUGUUCCAAGCUACGCGGCCAAUUCUAUACCUCAUGCCAGCGCUGCAGGUGCUGCUGCUCGGACUGCUCGGCGGCGGCGUCUACGUGAGCGCCUACAUGCUGCUGUCGAAGGAGAUCCCACCGAGUCACGUUGAGCUGGCAGCAGCGGUGCCUGUGGGCGACACGGUCGGUGUCAUGUUUGCCGACUGCGCUGGCCUGGUGCUUCAAGGCUGCCUGUACUCCAUCAACCACCUCCCAGGCGCUGCAAUCGAUAGAUCUGUGACGCGCGCCUGUUAG
This is a messenger RNA of Phytophthora sojae, 471 nucleotides long. RefSeq lists its product as hypothetical. The record is from RefSeq and is a predicted model, not a curated record. Lineage: Eukaryota; Oomycota; Peronosporomycetes; Peronosporales; Peronosporaceae. Gene Ontology annotation, cellular component: vacuole; membrane. The transcript has 3 exons. Gene Ontology annotation, biological process: regulation of intracellular pH. Bases 1 to 471 code for a protein of 156 amino acids.